AUGCCUUCUGCCAAGAUCUACUACGACGCAGAUGCCGAUCUUGGUCUUCUAGGAGGCAAGACGAUCGUUUUCCUCGGGUUUGGGAACCAGGGAGCAGCGCAGGCCCAGAAUCUUCGCGAUUCAGGCAUCCCUAACGAGCAAAUCCUCAUUGCGAAUAGGCCAGAUUCAUAUGCCGAAGACGCAAAAUCGAAGGGAUUCAUUGUUGAGCACGACUUCGUGAAGGCAGCCAAACUCGCAGACGUGGUCUUCAUCUUGAUACCCGAUCAAGUCCAGCCCCGCAUAUUCAACGAGCAAUUUGCUCCCAACCUGAAGGAUAACGCCGCGAUUGUCGUUGCCAGUGGCUACAACGUCUUCUUCAAUCUGCUUACAUUCAAAUCUACCCAGGAUGUAACCAUGGUGGCCCCGAGGAUGAUCGGAUCUUCGGUUCGCAGCCUUUAUGUCAAGGGCAAAGGUUUCCCAUGUUUUGUCUCCGUCGAGCAAGACGGCACGGGUAACGGUCUUGCUCUCGCGUUGUCACUGUCGCGCGCGAUUGGUGCCACAAAGGCAGGCGCUAUUGCAUCGUCUGUUCGUGAGGAGACGGCUAUGGACCUCUUCGCAGAGCAAGCCCUCUGGCCAAACAUUAUCACCCUCUUCAGGGAAGGGUUCAGCGUGCUCAAGGAGGCAGGCUGUUCUGACGAGGCGUUGUGCUACGAGAUGUGGAUGUCGAAGGAGCCCGCGGAAAUUUUUGAACGAGCGGCAGAAGACGGUUUCAUUCAUCAGCUGAAACAUCACUCUAUCGUGUCACAAUAUGGCCAAUUGAGUGGCGCACUGGCUCUGGACGGAGUAGCAGUACGAGAGCACUUCAAGAACAUACUCUACAACCAGGUCUUGAACGGCAAGUUCUGUGGCGAGUUCAGCAAAAUAGAAGCCGAUCUUGAGAAGGAAGGGGAUGCCAAUCCGCUGAAUCAAUUGUACAAGAAAUCAGAAGAAACAGAACUUGUGCAGGCGGAGAAGCGCGUUCGAGCUCGUUUGGCGGGUCUUCUGUAG
Fibroporia radiculosa is the source of this 1026-nucleotide messenger RNA. RefSeq lists its product as uncharacterized. Gene Ontology annotation, molecular function: ketol-acid reductoisomerase activity. Gene Ontology annotation, biological process: L-valine biosynthetic process. The transcript is spliced from 9 exons. The record is from RefSeq and is a predicted model, not a curated record. Bases 1 to 1026 code for a protein of 341 amino acids. NCBI's taxonomy places the organism in Eukaryota, Fungi, Basidiomycota, Agaricomycetes, Polyporales, Fibroporiaceae.